GGGCCGGACGGAGCAUAAACGCGCGCGCUCGUCUGCAUCCUUUAUUAGUGCAUGCAGCGCUCCAUCUUAUUUCAAUGGGCUGCGGUGGGAGUCGAGCAGAUGCUAUUGAACCGCGAUAUCAUGAGAGCUGGACCAGAGAAACCGAAUCGACGUGGCUUACUAAUACUGAAGCUGAAAUCCCCAACGGCGUGACUUCUAAGAACCGCGUCGUGCGUGGAGAAUCUAGCCAUCUUAUUAAAGACAAUUCAAAACUAUCAGGUAGAGGUAUGGAGGCCAGAUCCUGUGGAGACAGAGGCAGACAGAUGGUUAAUGCUGGAACUCAAUGUGGAAAGCAGGUUUUGACUUCCAGCACCUGCACAAACCAUCGAAAAACAUCCUGCAGUCAUGAGCAGAUAAGUGACUCAAAGCAGACAACGCACAAAGAGGAAACGACGCAUUCUGAAGGGGUUUCAUCUAAUGCUGCAUCUAACCCAGGGGAGCCAUGAGGGGAAAACAACCCCAUCUUUGUCUGAUGUGGAGGAUACGCUCUGAAACCCAGAGGAGUUCAGCGAUGUGGAUUAUGGGCUAUACAAGAAACCAUAAGCUGUAAAGAGAAAUAGAGCUUCACAAGAGAUGAUAUCUUAUUAAUGCACACUUAGCCUAUAGAAAUAUGCUUUGCUUUAGUUUGUUGCAGAAAUGGGUUAAAAAGAUGCAUCUGAUCAUUAGCUUGGCAAAUAUAGAUUUUAGUCAACCCUGAUAUCCUCACAGGAGUUACUGAGCAAAGCAUAUUCAUAAUGUUUAUAAAUUCAAGUUCAUAAAAUAAAUUCACAUUCAUAAUGUUGCACAAAAGAGUUAUCGCUCACAAUUAAUAAUAGCUCUUAGAAUUUCUUUGUGGAAUUUUAAUGCUAAUUACAUAUUUUAAAAGACAAGGCUAUAGAAUAUUUUUGUCAUGCUUAAAUACUUGUAAAAAAACAACAACAGCAAUUCUAAUUGAUUAGUUGAUUAAUAUUAUGGCCCUCUUAAUGUUUUUAUUUAUGUUUUUUGUUCAUUUCAUUCUUGUAGAUAUGCAUUUAGGCUAUUGCAAAUUGCAAAGUAUUUUUGGCAUGUAUCUGAAAUAAUUAAUUAUUACAUUUUAAUUUAAUUUAAAUUAAAUUUAUUUUAUUUAGUGUGACACUUUUUUUUUUUUACCCUGCUUUGUUUAAUAUGGACAGCUAAGUGCUGUAAAAUCACUGGAACCACUAGAUGGAGCAGUUUAUCUUACAUUUCAAUUGCACAAGGCAACUGAGACAUUACCUGUGCAUAGUUUUACCAGAUCUUAAUGCUGCAUCACAAAAUAGACAUUAGGAAUAGACAUACAGUAUAAAAUAGUGAAUACUAUUUUUAUAGAAAUGUUUAACUUAUCCCAAAACUAUGUAAAUUAAUGACAAGUACAAAGAGCAAUGUUGUUACCUCUAGCAACAUGUAUGAUGCAACAUUGUUUUUGUGUGAAUUUUAUUUAAAUUCUGCUGUCCAACAUAAUAAUUAUGCCAUCCUUUAUCAUCCCCAUUUCACAACAAUUGAAAUUGUUUAUAUAUAUAUAUAUAUAUAUAUAUAUAUAUAUGUAUAUAUAUAUAUAUAUAGAAAUGCAUUAACACAGUUUACUCUGAAAACAUGUCUGACACAUUGUAUAGUCACCUUCUCACUCCAGGGACAGUGGCUGCAAAUUUGUAUGUGCAGGGCAUCUGCUGCAUGAAAUGUGAUGCUAUUAUGUAUUGUCAAUGUCCAGGAAAAUAAAUAAAUAGAUCAAUAAAUGGGACAUAUUUAAAUCUCUACUGAUUUUGCAAUAUGCUAUUUGUUGUUCUAGAAAUGAGCUAUAUAAAUAACUGUUACAAACACCCCUGUCUGGUUAGACAUGAUUUUGACAUGCAGGAAAAAAAGCUUGUAUGGAUAU
Onychostoma macrolepis is the source of this 1909-nucleotide messenger RNA. RefSeq names its product brain and acute leukemia cytoplasmic protein. Gene Ontology annotation, cellular component: cytoplasm. The coding region runs from base 75 to 485 and encodes 136 amino acids. NCBI's taxonomy places the organism in Eukaryota, Metazoa, Chordata, Actinopteri, Cypriniformes, Cyprinidae. The record is from RefSeq and is a predicted model, not a curated record. The transcript has 3 exons.